Eucalyptus grandis is the source of this 1470-nucleotide messenger RNA. Its product is annotated as ferroptosis suppressor protein 1. Gene Ontology annotation, cellular component: cytoplasm. Gene Ontology annotation, molecular function: flavin adenine dinucleotide binding; electron-transferring-flavoprotein dehydrogenase activity. Lineage: Eukaryota; Viridiplantae; Streptophyta; Magnoliopsida; Myrtales; Myrtaceae. The record is from RefSeq and is a predicted model, not a curated record.
UUGCAUUGUCUUCAUUUAGAGUGCGAAAUUCGAGAUCUUGAAAUUGUCGGAAUCGGGGGAGAGAGAGAGAAAACUGUGAAGCGAGUUGAAUUCAAGAAAUGGCGGUGAAAGAAGGAGCUAAAGCAGAGAAGAAGAAGGUGGUGGUGAUUGGCGGCGGCGUCGGUGGCUCUCUCGUUGUUAAAUCCCUGCAGUUCAUUGCUGAAGUCGUUCUUAUCGACCAGAAAGAGUACUAUGAGAUCCCCUGGGCAGCCUUGAGGGCGAUGGUUGAGCCCUCUGUCGCCGAAAGAUCCGUGAUUUAUCACCGAGAUUAUUUCACGCAUGGACAGAUUGUCACGUCUGCGGCGGUGGACAUCACGGAAAGCGGAGUCUUGACGGCGGAUGGUGAUCUGUAUUCGUACGAUUACCUUGUUAUUGCCACCGGACAUGAUGAUCCAGUCCCAAGAGAUAGAGGCGAGAGGCUCGUCCACUACGAGGCCGAAUAUGACAAGAUCAAAUCUGCAAAUUCGAUCCUUAUUGUCGGAGGAGGUCCCACGGGUGUCGAACUUGCUGGUGAGCUUGCCGUCGACUUCCCAGAAAAGAAGGUGACCCUGGUACACAGAGGCUCCAGAUUGCUGGAAUUCAUAAGUCCCAAGGCUUCCAAAAAGACAUUGGACUGGUUGGUUUCAAAGAAAGUCGAAGUGAUCUUGGGCCAAUCGGUCGAUCUGGAUACUAUGUCGGAUGGCAUUUAUCGCACGUCCGGGGGCGAAACUGUCCGUGCCGAUUGUCACUUUGUUUGUGUUGGGAAGCCGAUCGGCUCGUCCUGGCUUCAACAGACUUUCCUGAAGGACAGCUUGGACAGCCAGGGGAGAUUGAUGGUCGACAAGCACCUGAGGGUCAAGGGCCACGAGAGAGCUUUUGCAAUUGGCGAUAUCACCGAUAUCGAAGAAAUCAAACAAGGCUAUGCGGCCCAUACGCACGCCGAGAUCGCUGUGAAAAACCUGAAGCUGUUGAUGAGCGGAGGACGAGCGAGCAAAAUGUCUGCUUACAAGCCCGGGCCGGCGCUCGCGAUUGUUUCCCUUGGAAGGAAAGAGGCGGUUGCGCAGUUCCCUUUCAUGACGGCGAUCGGAUGUUUUCGAAAGAUCAAAUCUGGUGAUCUUUUUGUGGGGAUGACGAGGAAGCAGCUCGGGCUGAAACCGCUCUCUUCGAAACCAAAGUCGCCAUCGACCGGAAAAUGAGAGAACGCGGAGGAUCAAGAGGUGUUUGUUGGUUAGGGUGAUCGGUUUUCAGUCCGGUCUGGUCCCACUUAGGAACUGGGAUUGGACCAAACUGCUGGUCUAAUCUAAUCCGGGCGAUUCCCGAUUUAGGUGAUCCAACAUGCUCAGCUUUAGUUGCUAGGCUUGUUCCUUGGUGUUGUAUGAAAAGUAUUGAAACAGGAGUGGAGCGGUCUGUGAAUUUGUUGUGUGUUUCUUCAAGAUUGAAUUUUGUUGUUCA